Messenger RNA from Coregonus sp. 'balchen', 1794 nucleotides. The record is from the annotation of a GenBank genome assembly. Lineage: Eukaryota; Metazoa; Chordata; Actinopteri; Salmoniformes; Salmonidae.
CAACAUUGUGCACUACAUCAGAUAGGAAAGUAGCUCCUAUUUUGUGGUACAGUUUGUGUCAAUGCCAGACUCAGAGUUUGCUAUUAUUUCUGUUAGUGUUUACUAGUAUUUCUAUUAUAGAGAUAGAUUGACUCUAGAUUGAUAGAUUGAUACUAUCUUAGUUUAUCAUGAUUGCAAAAGUGAGAAUAGUUUACCAUAUCACAGCUUUCAGCUGGUAUGCCUUUAUCAUUAAGUCCAUGGCUGCUAAGGAUGGAGAGAAGUUACCACCUGGGAUCUUUGAGUAUGGUGGACCCUGGAAGUACCUUACUUUCCUCAACCUGGUAAGAUUAUUUGGCAUUUUGAUUACAAUUGGGGGUUGGAUUCUAAUGGAUUAAAAGGUACUACAGACUGAAGUUACAAUAGUAAUGUCAAAAUGUAUUGUGAAUGGAAUUGAUUUGGGAUAGUUGGAUGAAAUGUGUUAUACUGCAUGGGUUGUGGUUUGAUCUGAACAAUAAAACCUAACUUCACAGAUUUUAAUAUAUCCGGUAUAGAGGUUAAACCCUGUCAACCUAGUCAGGAAUAUCUCUAAGGUCACAUGAGGCUGCCUGAUUUUUGUUGUAUGAUUUACUGUAUGUUUAUAUUAAUGAUACAUGAUAACAAAAUGGGAAUAACAUUAAUAUGCUAUGUAUGCAAUAUUUAAGUUAUUGCAGAUGGUGUUCUUUGGGAUGGCCGUGGUGAAUGAUCUUCAGACUGGGAAAAACCCAGCAAAGGGUCUGAACAAGUGGAAAGACCUCAUCUUCUCUGUCCUCGCCUUCCCUGUAGGCAUGGUGAGAAGGAGUGAUUGAAAUACUGUGAAAUGUUGUGAUUUGAUAUACCACCAACAUAGAAUCUCCCACAUCAAAGGGAGAUAGUAUAUAUCAUCUUAAUGGAUUACUGCAACAACAAAAAAUAUUUACUUUUGUCUCUAAAAAUUUUCAGUUUGUGGUGCUGCUUUUCUGGGUGAUCUUUGCCUAUGACAGGCAGCUUGUCUACCCAGAAUCUUUAGAUGCCUUCUUUCCUCUCUGGAUGAAUCAUGCUAUGGUCAGUACAUAAAAAUUACAGACCAAAUGUGUUUAAUGAUUGUGAAUGUAGAAGUUGGCUGGAAAGUAAUUAAUGAUGAAAAUGUAUGAAAAUGUUAUUUGUAGCACACCGUUGUUAUGCCUAUCUUACUUGGGGAGAUCCUGCUUCAACCUCAUGUGUACCCAAAGACCAACAAUGGCUUAGCUGCCUUAGGAGUUGUGGGCUUGGCUUACUUGGGCUGGUACGUAAAGUUGUUUAUGAAUCAGAUACAAAUGUAUGUAUUGCUGACCAUGUGUUUGUAGCACUAAUCCACAUUAAUUUGAUAAUUGAGUUCUAAUUCUGAUUCAAAAUGUAUGCUGCUGACCCACUACACAUAUAUUGACAAUAAGAGUCGGACAUUGUACUUACUGUAUGUUGUUUCACUGCACCUCCAUUCUCCAUCUCUCUUGUUCUGUAGGGUGAUAUUUAUCUACCUGGCGGUAGGUCUUUGGGUGUAUCCUCUCCUCGGGCUCCUUAGCACCUCUGGUGUGUUGGGGUUAUUCCUCUUCAACAUGACGGUGGUGACAAUGAUGUAUCUGCUAGGACGGACCCUAAACAACUGUAUCUGGGGUGAGUGACCUCAGCAGUCUAGAACCAUGAAGUAAGAAGCAGAAAUACCAUGCUAACGUUAUAAUAACCACUCCCUUUCUCGUUCUCUCUCUCUCUCUCAUUGUUAUUAUUUUAGGAAAAGGCAAGACGGUAACUAAAAGGAAAUGA